This is a messenger RNA of Lathyrus oleraceus (garden pea), 1756 nucleotides long. Its product is annotated as zinc finger protein CONSTANS-LIKE 5. Gene Ontology annotation, molecular function: protein binding; zinc ion binding; DNA-binding transcription factor activity. The coding region runs from base 196 to 1332 and encodes 378 amino acids. The transcript has 2 exons. Gene Ontology annotation, biological process: regulation of flower development. NCBI's taxonomy places the organism in Eukaryota, Viridiplantae, Streptophyta, Magnoliopsida, Fabales, Fabaceae. Gene Ontology annotation, cellular component: nucleus. The record is from RefSeq and is a predicted model, not a curated record.
UGACCAGUCACUUGACUAUAGAUAUUAGAAAAACAGCACCCAAAGAAAUCAUACUACCUCACCCAACUUCAUACAUUGUUCAUUCAAACUUCCCUAUUCUUCCUUUCUUCAAAUAAGCACUUAAUAUCAGAAGCGCGUUUAUAACUUAACUUAUAACAACACAAAAGAACUUGUCUUGUCAUUAGUGUGAGUAGCAUGGGUAUUGAAAGAGCAGGAGGAGGAGGGCUUAAGAGUUUUCGAAGCGGAUGGAGUGUGCCACCUAAGCUAUGUGAUUCUUGCAAGCUUUCUUCUGCCGCGCUUUUUUGCCAUUCUGAUUCCGCGUUUCUAUGUAUCAACUGUGAUUCCAGGAUUCAUUCUGGGAACAAGCUUUCCACGCGCCAUGAGCGCGUGUGGAUGUGCGAAGUUUGCGAACAAGCACCAGCCUCCGUCACGUGUAAAGCGGACGCCGCUGCUCUCUGCGUCACGUGCGAUUCUGACAUCCACUCAGCGAAUCCACUCGCCCGCCGCCACGAGCGUGUCCCCGUCGAGCCUUUCUUCGACUCUGCCGAAUCCGUUGUGAAAUCCUCCGCCGCUGCUGCCGCUUCCUUCAAUUUCGUCGUACCUACCGACGACGGUUUCAGCCAAGACGACGCCGAAGCAUCUACGUGGUUGAUUCCGAAUCUGAAUCCGAAUUUCGGAUCUAAACUAACCGAAACUCCAGAUAUCAAAACCAGAGAUAUGUUCUUCUCCGAUAUGGAUCCGUUUCUCGAUUUCGAUUACUCUAACAACUUCCAGAACAAUAAUUGCAACGCGAUAAACGAUAGCGUAGUUCCGGUUCAAACCAAACCUACUCCGGCACCGAUGAUGAAUCAUCAUAACUCAGAAGCUUGCUUCGACAUCGAUUUUUGCAGAUCGAAGCUAUCCUCGUUUAACUAUCCAUCACAUUCUAUCAGCCAAAGCGUUUCUUCUUCUUCGCUUGACGUCGGAGUGGUGCCGGACGGGAACGUGGUAUCGGAGUUUUCAUAUACUUUCGGUUCGGAAUCAAUGGUGUCAGGUGGUGUUAGUAGCAACAACCAAGGGGUGCAAGGAGCAACUCAACUAUGUGGAAUAGAUCGUGAAGCGAGGGUUCUAAGAUACAGAGAGAAGAGGAAGAACCGUAAAUUCGAAAAAACAAUUCGUUAUGCUUCGCGAAAAGCUUAUGCAGAAACCCGGCCUAGAAUCAAAGGCCGGUUCGCGAAACGAACCGAAAUUGACUCGGAUAUAGACGGCCUCUAUAAUAACCCUGCAGAUCCUCUCACCAUCCCUGCAUCACUUUUAAUUGAUUCCCCCUACGGAGUCGUCCCGACAUUUUAGUAAACAAUAUCUGAUGUUCUUGCAUAACUAUCGAUUAAGCCCGCAAAGAAAUUGAAAUGGAUGAAUAUGAAUCUCCUAUAAUGGUGUUUAUGGGAACAGUUGAUUAUUAUUAUGAUGCAUGAUGUAUGAAUCUGUCUAGAGUAAAAAAAAGGAGUAUUAUUACUUUUUUUAGUUGAAUUGAAAAGAAGGAAAGAGUUUAGGGGAGUUUUUGGUGAUAGUAUUAAUCUGGAGUAGAAGUAGAAUGUGUACUGUAAACUCAAUUUCACUGUUUAAUGUCCUAUUUUGAGUAAAAAAGAAGUGUCUUUUUCUAAAGGGAUCACGGAUCUCUUUCCUCGUUUUUAUUGGAUGGGGUGGCACUCCCCAACUGUGUAUGUGUAUCCGUGUUUUCUUUUUCUGAAUGAUUAAUAUAUUAACUUCCAGUCAA